UCUUCUGUGCAGCCGGUAGCGUCUGUCACUCCAAACCCCAAACCGUGUGUGUGGAGUUCAAAAUACACUAAUAAAGUCACACACAGCCGUAUAGGGUAGGUGCACACAACUUGGACACUCACUUACAACAGUGUAUAAAGACAUGCAUGCGUUUAACAAACCACAGUUUGGGCCAGAACGUGCAGAACGUGGCUCGGUCCAUAAAUAAAGCGAGUCUAGCAGAGGAGUUAAAAUUAGCCCGAGUGUAGAAGGGCAAAGCUAGCAUAGCAUAGCAUAGCAUAGCACUUUGGCUAAUAACAAUUAGCCGUUCUGUUACAUAAGAGUUCAAGCACUGCAUACAGACAGAAAAUCAGUACUUGUUUUUUCUUGUACUAGUUGUCUAUUUAGAGUAGUUUAAUUCGUGUAAUGUAAUAAUUAUUACUUUUGUUUGCAGUGUUGUGUUUUUUUUUGGUGCUUGCGUUGCUUGCCACUCUUCCCACUGUCACUACAGGAAUCAAAACAAAGCGUCUAGCUGAAGGAAAUGCUUCUACAACCGAUGAUGUGAUGCUUAAAGAGAAGCAUGGACUUAAUCUCUGAGAUACACAGAAGUUUACAUCAGCUCUGUUUAAAGCUUGUGGAGUUUCAAAUGCUGAGCCAUGGAUGACGAGGACAGCCAGGAUGAGCUGAUCAACAAAAACAUUUCCUGUGGAAAAGGCAAAAGACCUUCUGCCUCCAUUCUCUCUGAUGAAGAGGAAGAUGGUGAUGACUCACAUGAGGAAGGUUCAGACAGUGAGGAAGAUGAUGAUUCCCAGGAUGGAGAAGAGGACGGUGAUGAGGAUGAGGAUGAGGAAGACGAGAGUGAUCAUGAAGAUGGUGUAAAGGAGAUGGAGGGAGCAGUAGGGGCACAGCCAACUGAUCUUGGGCUGAGUUCAGAUGAGGAUGCGGAGAAAUGCCCUAUCUGCCUCAACUCCUUCCAUGAGCAGCCGGUAGCCACGCCCCAGAACUGUGAACACUACUUCUGUCUGGACUGCAUUCUGGAGUGGGCCAAGAAUGCCAACUCUUGUCCGGUUGACCGCAUAGUCUUCAGUAACAUCCUGCUGAGAAAAUGCCAUGGAGGAAAAGUCCAGAAGACGAUUACAGUUCAGAGGCCAGUGACAAAUCAACAAGAGGAACAGGUGAAUGUGGAACUGGAGCAGACCAGCUGUGAGGUGUGCGGAGGGACAGACAGAGAAGAUCGCCUGCUGCUCUGUGAUGGCUGUGAUGCCGGGUAUCAUAUGGAGUGUUUAACACCUCCCCUGGAUGCUGUGCCUGUGGAGGAAUGGUUUUGCCCAGAAUGUGCACCAAACAACCGCAACAGAAGGGAAGCGCGGUUGAGUGAGGAGGAGGAGAGCAGUCUUCCUACCACCAGCCGCUCUCGGCCAUCAGGCGCCAGACCCAUGCGUGCAAUUGCACGGACGCAGCACAGCGAGAGAGUCCGAGCCAACGUCAACAGACACCGUAUCACACAGGCACGCACUGCUGCACAGCUUGCACCUCAGUACCUGAUGCAGUCCACCUGGCUGGAUGAAACCAUCAAUGCUGUAGUUGCUGGUCUUAACACAGCCGUGUAUGUGAGGGACUUAACGCCCCGCCGAAGAGCUCGCAGGAGACGCAGGAGAGCUCCAAGAAAGAAAGCCAUAAAAGAAGGGAAGGACAUUAAGAGUAAAACCUCAACCACAAAAGUGAAAAGGCGGAAACGUAAAGUGAGGAGAACGAAAUUAAGAAAGGCGGUGGCAAAAAAGAAGACCACAGCUCAGGGCCGCAUUGCACAUAAUCUGGGCAUAAAGAAACCCAGUCGCAGCUCUUCUAUCCCCUCUGUAUACCGUCCAUGCGAGCAAACACUAGGCAGCAUGAGAGCGGACAUCGGGGCAGCAUCCCUUUCCAUUUAUGGAGACCCCUUUGAUCUCGAUCCCUUUGACAGUGGGGAUGAGGAGAUGGAGCAGUCUCCAGUUCAGCCUUCUUUGUUGGAAGCGAAACGGCGGGGUUUGUCCCGUUCUGCUCUGCGAUCACACCAGCCUGUGGCCAGACCCAUACUUGGUGGGUUGUCCAGGCGAGGACAUGGUAUCCCUCAGGUGGAGGAGGUGGCUGAAGCCGCACCAGUCCCAGACUUGCUGGGAAGUAUCCUCAGCGGCCAAAGCUUGCUGCUGAUGGACAGCUCUGAUGUGGUUAUCAACAGAGAUGGCUCUCUUAAAGCCCCCAAACCUGCCUGUUUGUCAUCCGCAAGGAGCAGCAUCACGGGAAGCUCUGCUUUAGAACGGACACCUUCCACAGGAGCAGCCGAAUUUCACUCCAUCACAGAGUCUGCACCUUGCACCAGCCCUUCAACAAACUCAUCACAAAGUUCAUUACGGCUUGAUCCUUCCAGCGUAACACAUUCAACACCCUGCCCAUCCGUUUCCCAUGCACCUCCAUCUGUUCUCGAACACCCACGCUUAUCUACACCUCUUCCACGCAGGCCAACGCCCACAACCUCAUCUGGAACUGGUCACAGUCAAUUGGGCACCUGUAGCAUUAGAGGUCAACCUCCUGUAAGGGUUACAAAUGGGGCUCCUGACUCUCAACUUGGAGAGGCGCGAAGUACCAUAAACAUCCCUGCAAAAAAGCCUCCCCCGAAGCCAGUAUGGGUGGAUGUGUCUGUGUUGCCAAGAAUACCAAAGAUUAAAAGAGAAAACAGUUCUGUGCCACAUGGCAGCACAGGGAGCAAUACCAACAACUUUCCAGAAUCUCCCAUGACCAGUUUAGCGGGUGACAAAGGCCGGCAAAAUUCAGUUGAUCAACAUCGAGCGAGUGAAAGUAGGCAGGGUAGGCAAAUAGAUGGCCAGAGGCAAAGACUGGACAGAGCUGUGCCCUCGUCGUCUUUUUCUAACUCUUUCUCUACUCCCUCAACCUCUGCUAGUUUAACAUCAAAUUCACAGCCUUCCUCUUCUUCUGCUAUUAGUUUUCGCAUUAGCAGCAGUGGAAACCCAUGGCACGCUCGGCGGCUUUCAGUACCUGAUCAAGCCCUGCUUGCAAAAGAUAAGGGAUCUGUGAAGAGAAACAAGAAAGACAAGCAGAAAUUGCUGUCAUCUUAUUCACAGGCUAAAAAGACCUCUGUGGAGAGUGAGGUCUAUGAUCCCUUUAAUCCCACAGGAUCUGAUGCCUCAGACUCUGAAGAUGAGAAUGAUGAGAUGGAAAUGAAUCUACAAAGCCCACCACCCACUGUACAAACUGUGGGGCCAGAUGAAGACACUGAAAAUGAAAUUAAAACAGAGUCAAUGGACUUGGAUUUGCCUGUGAACGAUGAAAUGUCUGGAAUGAAAGUGAAAGUUAAAAAGGAGCCAGCCUCUCCCAAUGAUGACUCGUGGUCAUCACCUUCUCAUCAGCCAGUCACCCUUCUUGCGGAUUUUGCAGCAUACACUGGAAGCCCUGUGGUCUCUGAUGCUGACAAGAGUGGAAAUACCCCAGCUCUGCAUCAUUCCAGAUCUAGCUCACCCUCCAGUCACCACAGUGACCAAAAGAUCAAGAUGGAGCUUAAGUCUGAACCAGAUCUUGAACCAGCUCCAGUGAAAUCUCCAGGUGUGUUUCAGGUAACCAAAGGGAAUGGGUUUACACAUGAGCUGUCAUCGAAAUCAGGAGGUUCUGAUAUAAAUCACAAGAGUGAGAAGAAAGAAAUAAGAUUACCAUGUGCUAGUUCAGGAGAGGAGAAGAGGUCACACUGUGUUUCCAACAGCCCUCCUUUCAAAGCCUCUGAACGAGUCGAUAAACAGAAGAAACACUCACGUCCCGAAGACAGAAGGCGGUCACGGUCUAGAUCUCCACGCCGCAGACGGUCUCGGUCAAGAUCUAGAGAGCGGAGCCGCUUACAAGACAGGAGGCGUUCAACACGCUCCAGCAGCAGUGAAAGCUCAAGGAAUAGAAGAAAAAAGCACGAGAGCCGUGACCGCUAUGACAGUAGAGAGAAAGAGGGACCGAAAAGGUCCAAGAAGAAAAGAUACUCUCAUUCACGGUCAAGGUCUCGAUCUAGAUCCAGAUCAAGGUCCAGAGAGAGGAGGAGAGAGAGACCAUGUUCAUAUAGUUCUUCCUCAAGAUCAAGGGAUAGAAAUGAAAUAAUAUCAAAAAGGAAAAGGUCUAGAUCAACGUCUAGAGACCAGAGGCGGAGAGAGAAUGUCUCAGAAGGCCCUCACCAUAGAGAACGGCACACUGACAAAAGUACAGCAUCCGCUUCUGCUGAGGAAAAGGAGCCGACUCGCAGUGUAGACAGAAACGCAAUCUUAGUGAAGAAAGAGUCACCGAAAGGACAUGAUGAAUUUGACGCUACACUUUCGGUCGUUUCAGUUAAAAAGGAGACUGAUUCCAGUAGUCAAGGGAGUUCACAAUUAAUCGAAGAGUCAGGUACGCAAAUUUUAGAGGAUGUUCUUUCGAUUAGUGUGUCACACAAAUCACAUGAAUCCAAACCUAUUGAAAUCAAAGAAGAAAAAGACUCUCCACUUAGUAAGAUUAAAGAGUCCCAGCUGCAAGAAGAUCAACUGCCAAAACAGAUCAAGGUAGAGCAGUUUUGGCCUGGUUAUGAGGACUCCUCCAGUGAUGAUGAUGAUGCUCUCGUGAUUAAUUUAUCCUCACCUGGCCCUGCACCUACUGAUGAAAAGUUGACUGACUGUGAAUCAGCAAACCUGGCUGUGGUUCCAAAGGAGGAGAUGGAGGAAGAACCUCUGCAAGCAUCGUGUCCAGUAAAACAAGAACCAGCAGACUCCUCAGAUGAAGAGAUCAAUGUGGAUUAUUUGAUUGACAACUUGGACUUUAUUAAGAAGGAGAUGAAGGAUGAGCCAGUAGCUAAUGCUGCAGGUGCUCUGGAGCCCCAGGCCGAUAUGGGCAAGGAGUCAGCAGGGGUUAAACAGGAGACCGAGUCAGUGUUAGUAAUAGCAGGCACCAAAGCCAAAUCACAGGGUAAACGAGUCACUUGGAAUAUACAAGAACCUGUGGUGUCCCAGCCAGACAAAAUGAGCAAGCUUGCACUAUUCAAGUUGAAACUGAAGCAGGAAGGGUCCCGUAAAGCCGCUUCAUCCUCCUCCAUGCAGAUCACCGGCCAGGUGGCAGCUGCUGUCCAGGGUGGGUCUAAAGCAGCAGCCAUGAGCAUCAGUUCUCCAGCACUGGAAGGGAGGUCGAACUCUAGCCAGGAGAAAUCAAAAUCUCGCAAAGAGGAGCUGUUGCAGAAUCCUGAUCAGAAAGACAAGUACAUGAAGAAGCUUCAUAUGCAAGAACGGGCCAUUGAGGAGGUGAAGCUGGCCAUCAAACCCUUUUAUCAGAAAAGGGACAUAACAAAGGAGGAGUACAAAGAGAUCUUGCGCAAGGCUGUCCAGAAGGUGUGUCACAGCAAGAGUGGUGAAAUUAAUCCAGUGAAGGUAGCCAACCUGGUAAAGGCAUAUGUGGAUAAGUACAAACAUGCCAGGAAACACCGUAAAGCUGAAGAGAAGCAGAGUGCUGAAGGCCACAAAGAUUCAGAGACUCCUGGCUGAUCAGUAAAGUCAAUACACACCCUUCUAUUAGUUCAACUUCUCUAAAGGGUCGUCCAUUUCAAACUGAAUUUAAUUCGUCGUAUUCUUUGCGAGAGUUUCUGACCUCUGUAAAGCUACGCAAGUAAGGAAUUAUUGGUCUGGGAUGAACAAAAACAUUUUACAGUGUGGGUGUGUCAUGGAAGUAUGGUAUGCCUUUAAGCAUUUUAUACACUAUUGUUGAUGAUGGUAUAGGAUUUUUUUGGUCUUUGUCAACCGGAUCUGUUUUGAAAUGUCUGAUGAAUCUAUGUUACCAAGCAAAUGCAAAUCAUUUAAAAUUGCACCACCGAAGCUGCUCCUUUUUCAGUGUCCUGCUGUCAUUAAUACUUUGAGAACUGGAAAAAAAUGACCUUUUCAGAUUAACAGUUGUUCAGUAUAACAGAAUUUAGAUAUCGAUAGUGUAGAUGUAUAUUUAGCACACAGGGCUUGCUAGAUAUUCAAAUCUGAAAAUGUACACACCGGAUUUUGUCAUUACGGUCAGUGUCCAGACUAGCUUCAGGAUGGCUGGUGUUUCAGGUGUCACAUGGUAUUUCUUUUUUUUUACAGUGGAAAAAGUCCUGCCUAGUUUUCCAUGACCAUAGAAUGUCUGCGAAGAAAUGUUUUGUAAAUUCUUACAAUCACUAGAGAGACUAUUAUAGUAUUAAUGUCACUGUCCAGCCUUUGCUGAUUUUAGACUAGUAUCACCAUCACAAAUAAAUCUUUUUUUGGUCUUUCCUUUUAAGAUUCUUUUACAGCAAAUAAAGAGAAGACUUUAUAUACAAGAUCGAGGAACACUGUAAGAAUAGUGUAUGAUUACUCAGUGGAAGUUUCAGUUAACCUAAAAAAUCUUUUGAUUAUAUUACUUAAACCAUAUAGAAAUUGUUUAACAAGCCGUAUAAAAAUGAUGUAUUUAGAUCGUUUAUCUAACAUGAUCGUUACCUCCAUUAAUUGUUUUCCCCUUCAUUGUUUCUGUUGUAUAUUGCCUGAAAGUUGAUUUGCCAAUUAUAUAUUUAUGUUUUUGUACAGAGAUUUUAAGUGUAAGAGAAGACAGAGAGUUGUGCUAUAGGGUGUCUUGGGAAUAAAGUGUCUUGAACAUUUAUUCCUAUAAAAUAACUGACAGAUUCGUCUUUGGGACAGAGGGAGGAUCUUUUUUUAACAAGGUGCUUGUUUAUUUAUUUAAUUCUAUGGUGUGUGUUUAAUUUUAGCAUCAGUCAUUUGAAAUCGGUGAAAAUUAUGGCAGAGUAUAUUCAUAUAGUUUUUUUUUUUUCCCCCCAUUUACUUCCCCUGUUUUGACUGGUAACUGCAUUUAAAGACAGAAUUAGUCUAAUAGGCUUAUAGAAGCAGGAAAUAAUGGUUUCAUAGUUGAUGAAGGCAGACUGUUGAUCCUCCUUGUGUGAAAUGUGCUGCCUUAAUAUUAUUAUUAUUACUGAUGGGAUUGUACUUGAUUCUCCUUGUGAACAGGAGAAUCCAUUCUGCUGAUUUGUAAAUACCUUUCUUUAACAAUUUAUUUAAUAAAAAUGAAAACAAA
Messenger RNA from Hemibagrus wyckioides, 7053 nucleotides. RefSeq names its product PHD and ring finger domains 1 (gene phrf1). The record is from RefSeq and is a predicted model, not a curated record. The transcript is spliced from 18 exons. The coding region runs from base 636 to 5510 and encodes 1624 amino acids. NCBI's taxonomy places the organism in Eukaryota, Metazoa, Chordata, Actinopteri, Siluriformes, Bagridae.